Messenger RNA from Hypoxylon trugodes, 495 nucleotides. RefSeq lists its product as uncharacterized. The transcript is spliced from 2 exons. Lineage: Eukaryota; Fungi; Ascomycota; Sordariomycetes; Xylariales; Hypoxylaceae. The coding region runs from base 35 to 301 and encodes 88 amino acids. The record is from RefSeq and is a predicted model, not a curated record.
CACCAACUAAAAGUUGCACAGGUCAGCGAGUGAAAUGUGCCAUGGGUACAUCGUGAUUAGGAUACGAGGCUCCAAGGCCUCAGCCGCCAGACAGCGAAGUUAUACAGAGAUCAUCAAUUCAUAUUUCACCGAGCCCGAACGCGACCUUAAGCCCGCAUGUUUCUUAACUCCGAGAUCACCAUCUCAAGUUGCCGAUGUAGUCAAAGCCAUUAAGUCCUUCGCGGCCCGUCCACUGUUGCUAUUUGCGGCUCGGGUCAACAAACCACUCCCGCAAUUGCGAAUGCUCGAGAUGGACUCAUGAUUCAUCCACGUGAUUUCCAAGGCAUAGAUGUCAUCCUAGAAAAAAAGAUCGUCUCGAUCGUAGCGAGAGAAUAUGGGGCAGGUAUAUGAGAAACUGGAGGCUCUAAGGCUUGGAGUUGCGGGGAAUCGACACUCGAGCGGUGGAAUUGGAAGAAAUACCGUUCAAGGCAAGUCCCCAUAUCUUCACAUGCCUAU